AUGGCAGAAACUUGGCUUCAAUCAGCUGCUCGCAAUUCAGUCUUUCAGGUUUUAAAACGCCUUCAACAUGGCUGCUUAACUGUCGCAACUAAAUACGCUAGUGGAAAGAACCAGAGCGUUACCUUUGGCAAUGACAGCUCCGAAUCAGAUCUUGGGAUUGUAAUAAUUGUCAAAAAUCCUCAAGUCUUUGUUCGACUCUGUCAAGGAUUUGACCUGGGAGUCGCAGAGUCAUACAUGGCCCAAGACUUGGAAUGUGACAAUCUUGUUGGACUAUUCUCUCUUUACAUAAGAAACAAAGACUCUUUAAGCGCCUCCGCUGGUAGCCUUCUAUACACAUUCCUACCUCGCGCAGCUCAAUACUUCUUACCAGCCAAUGACACCAUCAAUGCACUUAAGAAUGCAUCGUUCCAUUACGAUACCUCUAACAAACACUUUGCUGGCUUCUUGUCCCCUGACAUGAACUACAGUUCUGCUAUUUGGUCAGGCGAACCUGGAGAAUCACUUCAGUCUGCUCAGCGCCGCAAAAUCCAGAAUAUUCUCGACAAAGCCGACAUAUCGUCCACUGAUCAUGUCUUGGACAUAGGAUGCGGCUGGGGGAAUUUGGCCAUUACCGCUGUUCAUCAGACUGGAUGCCAAGUAACUGGCCUCACUCUGUCGGCAGAGCAAAAAACCCUGGCUGAAGAACGAAUCAAGGCUGCAGGUCUGCAAGACAAGAUUACGAUCUUGCUUUGUGAUUAUCGCAAAGCUCCAGUCCCAGAGGGAGGAUAUGAUCGAAUUAUUUCCAUCGAGAUGUUGGAGCAUGUUGGCGAAAAGUUUUUGAAUACGUACUUUGAAAAGAUAUCAACGUAUUUGAAAACACAUGGAGGCCGGGUGGUUGUUCAGGGCAUCACAAAAAUUAAUUCUCUGAACGCCAGCGGCCAAGCUCUCGGCGAUUUUCUUUACCACUACAUCUUUCCGGGAGGAUAUCUGCCAACCAUAAACCAGCUCUUGACAUCAAUUCAUAGCGGCUCUAACGGCACAUUGGAAGUAGAAACGGUUCAAAACAUUGGGCCCCACUACGCCCAUACUCUGCAAAGCUGGAAAGACAAUUUCGACGCAAACUGGGACAGCAUUCGAGAGGACUUUGUCAGCAAGAAUCCCGAAGCUACAGAUUUGGCAAUUGAAGCGCAUCGGCGACGGUGGAUAUACUAUUUCCAAUAUUGUCUGGCUAUAUUCAAGAUGCGCAUUCUUGGGGACUAUAUCAUUUCUGCUACUCGGACUCCCUUGCCCGAAAUGCCAUAG
This is a messenger RNA of Trichoderma asperellum CBS 433.97, 1281 nucleotides long. Its product is annotated as putative secondary metabolism biosynthetic enzyme. The record is from RefSeq and is a predicted model, not a curated record. Gene Ontology annotation, biological process: lipid biosynthetic process. Lineage: Eukaryota; Fungi; Ascomycota; Sordariomycetes; Hypocreales; Hypocreaceae.